CCUCCGCCGCCAUCAUCGCUGGAGAUCCUGGAGCAGGUGGUGUGCACAAGCGAGACGAGCAGCCGCUGCAGCGAGGACAGUCGGGCGGGACUGCGCACUGGGACCGUCGUACGGGGGCGCGGUGACCGGCCCGUCCCUCACGUGGGCUCUCGAGCCGUCUCCGACGCUCCGCACCGACGCGCGUUCCGUCGCCCCACGCGGCGGCGCCGCCUGUUUGCGUUUGCAGAUCUCUAGGGCAGCCCACCUUUGUCGCCAGCAUGGCCUCUGAAGAUAUUGCCAAACUGGCAGAGACCCUGGCCAAAACCCAGGUGGCCGGGGGACAGCUGAGUUUCAAGGGCAAGAGUCUCAAACUGAAUACUGCUGAAGAUGCUAAAGAUGUGAUUAAGGAGAUUGAAGACUUCGACGGCCUGGAGGCUCUACGACUGGAAGGUAACACAGUGGGUGUGGAAGCGGCCAAAGUCAUUGCCAAGGCCUUAGAGAAGAAGUCGGAGCUGAAGCGCUGCCACUGGAGUGACAUGUUCACCGGAAGGCUUCGGUCCGAGAUUCCACCAGCUCUGAUCUCACUAGGGGAGGGGCUCAUCACUGCAGGAGCGCAGCUGGUGGAACUCGACCUCAGUGACAACGCAUUUGGGCCUGAUGGAGUGCGAGGCUUCGAGGCCCUCCUCAAGAGCCCAGCCUGCUUCACCCUGCACGAGCUCAAGCUGAACAACUGUGGCAUGGGCAUUGGAGGUGGCAAGAUCCUGGCAGCAGCUCUAACAGAGUGUCACCGCAAGUCCAGUGCCCAAGGCAAGCCCCUGGCCCUGAAAGUCUUCGUGGCUGGCAGAAACCGCCUGGAGAACGAUGGAGCCACUGCUUUGGCAGAAGCUUUUGGGAUCAUCGGGACUCUGGAAGAAGUUCACAUGCCACAGAAUGGAAUUAACCACCCUGGGGUCACAGCCCUGGCCCAGGCCUUCUCCAUCAACCCCCUGCUGCGAGUCAUCAACUUGAAUGACAACACCUUCACUGAAAAGGGUGCAGUGGCCAUGGCUGAGACCCUGAAGACCUUGCGGCAAGUGGAGGUGAUCAAUUUCGGGGACUGUCUCGUGCGCUCGAAGGGGGCCGUUGCCAUUGCAGAUGCUGUCCGUGGGGGCCUGCCCAAGCUGAAGGAACUGAACCUGUCGUUUUGUGAAAUCAAGAGAGAUGCUGCCCUGGUUGUUGCUGAGGCUGUGGCUGAUAAGGCUGAGCUAGAAAAGCUGGACCUCAAUGGCAAUGCGCUGGGAGAGGAGGGCUGUGAGCAACUUCAGGAAGUGCUGGACAGCUUCAAUAUGGCCAAGGUGCUGGCAUCCCUCAGUGAUGAUGAGGGAGAGGAUGAGGAGGAGGAAGAUGAGGAGGGAGAAGAGGAUGAUGAUGAGGAGGAGGAGGAGGAGGAUGAAGAUGAGGACGAAGAGGAGGAGGAUGAAGACGAAGAGCCGCAGCAGCGAGGGCAAGGAGAGGAGUCAGCUACACCCUCACGGAAGAUUACAGACCCUAACAGUGGGGAGCCAGCUACCGUGCUGUCCUCCCCGCCUCCCACAGACCUCUCCACCUUCCUGUCAUUCCCCUCCCCAGAGAAGCUCCUGCGCCUUGGUCCCAAGGUCUCCGUGCUGAUAGUCCAGCAGACUGAUACCUCCGACCCUGAGAAGGUUGUCUCAGCCUUCUUGAAGGUAGCAUCUGUGUACAGGGACGAAGCCUCAGUGAAGACAGCAGUGCUGGAUGCCGUCGAUGCCCUCAUGAAGAAGGCCUUCAGCUCCUCAUCUUUCAAUUCCAACACCUUCCUCACCAGACUACUCAUCCACAUGGGUCUGCUCAAGAGUGAAGACAAGAUCAAGGCCAUCCCGAGUCUGUAUGGCCCCCUGAUGGUGCUGAACCACAUGGUGCAGCAGGAUUACUUCCCCAAAACCCUUGUACCCCUGCUGUUGGCAUUUGUGACAAAGCCCAAUGGCGCACUGGAAAUCUGCUCUUUUGCUCGCCACAAUCUGCUGCAGACACUGUACAAGAUCUAAGCUUAAAACCAGCUUCUUCUCGGCCCUUACCCUGAACCAGUGAAUAAGGGGACUUGGAUGGAUUGAGCUCAGCCAACGUCUCCAUUGGAUAGGACUUUGACCAGAGGCAGGGGAGGGUCUUUGUCUCCUGUGUCAUGUUGGUUCCUUGAGUACGUGUGUCAGUGUGGUGUGUGUAGGUAUGUACUUCCGGUCUGGACUUCAGAUGUUCAUCUUCCCUGCUGGACUAACCCAGGUCCACUGUGGGGGACACCCAGGGGACAGGGCUGAAAGCCGCUCUUAUUAAACUUCCGCCCACUUAGCCGUAGGCCCUGUUGGCUGUCCUGCUACCCUGCCUUUCUGUCCCACCAAAGCCUGGGAAGUUACUGUGCCCUGCUGUCUCCACCGUGUCUAAGGAACUGUCAGAGGUGGAGCUGUCAUCAGAGUGUAAAACUCUGGUCUCAGCCAAGUGGUCGAAAGGAGGCAGGGGCCAACCCCAAAUAGCCCAGGAGUAGGAAUUGCCUGGGGUGCCCUGGCUCUUAUACCCAGAGGAAGCACCUUGGCUGGCCCAGACCUGUUCUUCAUCCUGGGAAGGGAAGGGCAGGUCCCCCUAAUGCCUGAGCUACACAUCGGGCUGCUCUUUGAGGGUUUUCUGAGGCAGGAGAGAACCUGUGUAGUGGGGACUGAGCUGGGUAGGAGCUGCCCUGUGACUUCCCUUGGUGGCUAUGUGGCCACCUCCUGCUUUCCUUUGUAUUGUGUGUCUAGGCUGUGCCUGGGAGCUUCAUAAAUAAAAGUCACUGUGGUAGCUACA
Molecule: messenger RNA, 2808 nt
Organism: Microtus oregoni (creeping vole)
Lineage: Eukaryota; Metazoa; Chordata; Mammalia; Rodentia; Cricetidae
Gene: Rangap1
Product: Ran GTPase activating protein 1
Exons: 16
Coding region: 258-2021 (587 amino acids)
Biological process (GO): activation of GTPase activity; nucleocytoplasmic transport; signal transduction
Cellular component (GO): perinuclear region of cytoplasm; nucleus; cytosol
Molecular function (GO): small GTPase binding; GTPase activator activity
Source: RefSeq, a predicted model, not a curated record